CUUCAGUGUGUGACUGGAGCCGGAGAAAGCGGGUAAAGUCGGUCUUGGGGAGACUACAGCUGUCGACACUGCCAUGGCCCCUGUGCUUAGCAAGGACUCAGCGGACAUUGAGAAUAUCCUGGCUUUGAAUCCACGAACACAAACUCAUGCUACUCUACGUUCUACUUCGGCCAAGAAAUUAGACAAGAAACAUUGGAAGAGAAAUGCUGAUAAGAACUGUUCUAAUUGCGAGAAGCUGGAAUAUAAUUUUGAUGACAUCAAGCACACAACUCUUGGUGAGCGAGGAGCUCUGCGAGAAGCAAUGAGAUGCCUCAAGUGUGCAGAUGCCCCCUGCCAGAAAAGCUGUCCAACAAAUCUAGCUAUCAAGUCAUUCAUCACAAGUAUUGCAAACAAGAAUUACUAUGGAGCUGCUAAGAUGAUAUUUUCGGACAACCCACUUGGAUUGACCUGUGGAAUGGUUUGCCCAACCUCUGAUUUGUGUGUAGGUGGAUGCAAUUUAUAUGCCACUGAAGAGGGACCAAUUAAUAUUGGAGGACUACAGCAAUUUGCUACUGAGGUGUUCAAAGCAAUGAAUAUUCCACAGAUUAGAAAUCCUUCACUGCCUCCCCCAGAAAAAAUGCCCAAGGCUUAUUCUACAAAGAUUGCUCUCUUUGGUGCAGGACCAGCAAGUAUUAGUUGUGCUUCAUUUUUGGCUCGAUUAGGCUACUCUGACAUCACUAUAUUUGAAAAACAGAAAUAUGUUGGUGGUUUAAGUAUUUCUGAAAUCCCCCAGUUUCGGCUGCCCUCUGAUGUGGUGAAUUUUGAGAUUGAGCUUAUGAAGGACCUUGGUGUAAAAAUAAUUUGUGAUAAGAGCCUUUCAGUGGAUGAUAUGACACUGAGCACUUUGAAAGAAGAAGGCUACAAAGCUGUUUUCAUUGGAAUAGGUUUACCAGAACCCAAUAAAGAUCGUAUCUUUGAGGGCCUGACACAGGAGCAGGGGUUUUACACAUCAAAAGAUUUUUUGCCACUUGUAGCCAAAAGCAGUAAAGCAGGAAUGUGCGCCUGUCACUCUCCAUUGCCAUCGAUACGGGGAGCCGUGAUUGUACUAGGAGCUGGAGACACUGCUUUUGACUGUGCGACAUCCGCCUUACGCUGUGGGGCCCGCCGUGUGUUCGUUGUCUUCAGAAAAGGCUUUGUUAAUAUAAGAGCUGUCCCCGAGGAGGUGGAGCUGGCUAAGGAAGAAAAGUGUGAAUUUUUGCCUUUCUUAUCCCCACGAAAAGUUAUAGUAAAAAGUGGGAGGAUUGUUGCCAUGCAAUUUGUUCGGACAGAGCAAGAUGAAACUGGAAACUGGAAAGAAGAUGAAGAUCAGAUAGUGAAUUUGAAAGCUGAUGUGAUCAUUAGUGCCUUUGGUUCCAUCCUGAGUGAUGCUAAAGUAAAGGAAGCCUUGGCUCCUAUAAAAUUUAACAGAUGGGGUGUCCCAGAAGUAGAUCCUGAAACUAUGCAAACCAGUGAACCAUGGGUGUUUGCAGGUGGUGAUGUCGUUGGUAUGGCUAACACUACAGUGGAAUCAGUGAAUGAUGGGAAACAAGCAUCUUGGUAUAUUCACAAAUACAUACAGUCACAAUAUGGAGCUUCAGUUUCUACUCAACCUGAGCUACCCCUGUUUUACACGCCUAUUGAUCUGGUGGACAUUAGUGUGGAAAUGGCAGGAUUGAAGUUUAUCAAUCCAUUUGGUCUGGCCAGUGCAACCCCAGCUACGAGCACGUCAAUGAUUCGAAGAGCUUUUGAAGCUGGUUGGGGUUUUGCCCUGACUAAAACUUUCUCUCUUGACAAGGAUAUUGUGACAAAUGUUUCACCCAGAAUCAUUCGGGGAACAACCUCUGGCCCAGUAUAUGGCCCUGGACAGAGUUCCUUCCUGAAUAUUGAACUCAUCAGUGAAAAAACAGCGGCAUAUUGGUGUCAAAGUGUCACUGAGCUGAAGGCUGACUUUCCAGACAAUAUUGUGAUUGCUAGCAUCAUGUGCAGUUACAACAAAAAUGACUGGAUGGAACUCUCCAAAAUGGCUGAGGCUUCUGGAGCAGAUGCCCUGGAGUUAAAUUUAUCGUGUCCACAUGGCAUGGGAGAAAGAGGAAUGGGUCUGGCCUGCGGGCAGGAUCCAGAGCUGGUGCGGAACAUCUGUCGCUGGGUUAGGCAAGCUGUUCGGAUUCCCUUUUUUGCCAAAUUGACCCCAAAUGUCACUGAUAUUGUAAGCAUCGCACAAGCUGCAAAGGAAGGGGGUGCAGAUGGUGUGACAGCCACCAACACUGUCUCAGGUCUGAUGGGCUUAAAGGCUGACGGCACACCCUGGCCAGCAGUUGGUUUUGGAAAGAGGACAACUUAUGGAGGAGUAUCUGGCACAGCAAUUAGACCCAUUGCUUUAAGAGCUGUGACAGCCAUAGCUCGCGCUUUGCCUGGAUUUCCCAUCUUAGCCACUGGUGGAAUUGACUCAGCUGAAAGUGGUCUUCAGUUUCUUCACAGUGGAGCUUCAGUUCUCCAGGUAUGCAGUGCUGUUCAGAAUCAGGAUUUUACUGUAAUUGAAGACUACUGCACUGGACUCAAAGCCUUGCUUUAUCUGAAAAGCAUUGAAGAGCUGCAGGACUGGGAUGGACAGAGCCCAGCUACUGUGAGGCAUCAGAAAGGGAAACCUGUUCCUCAUAUUGCUGAACUCACUGGAAAGAAACUGCCGAGUUUUGGACCUUAUCUUGAGCAGCGCAAAAAAGUCAUAGCAGAGAACAAGAUUAAAUUGAAAGAAAAAAAUGCAGCUUUGCCACCAUUCGUGAGAAACCAUUUUAUCCCCAAAAAGCCAAUUCCUGCUAUCAAGGAUGUAAUUGGGAAAACUCUACAAUAUCUUGGAGCAUAUGGUGACCUGAGCAACAUAGAACAAGUUGUGGCUAUGAUCGAUGAAGAAAUGUGCAUCAAUUGUGGUAAAUGCUACAUGACCUGUAAUGACUCUGGAUACCAGGCCAUCCAGUUUGACCCCGAAACCCACCUGCCCACUGUUACUGACACUUGUACAGGCUGUACGUUGUGUCUUAGCGUCUGUCCUAUUAUUGACUGCAUCAAGAUGGUUACCAGGACAACACCUUAUGAACCAAAAAGAGGCUUGCCCUUAGCUGUGAAUCGGGAGGGUUAAAGUGAUUUGUGAAACAGUUACAGUGAACUUGGAGGUCACCCAGAGAGGCUGAUCUUUAUUUUCUUUUAAUUCUGCUUAGCUCUUUUUAAAAUUAAAACAAAUAGAUCCUUUCUCAAGCGAAUUUAGAAAUCAAAAUGAUAAUUUCUUAACAAAUUUCUAAAUGAAAAAUAAAAGUCUCAUGCCAGUGGGCACUCAAUUAAUGAUCAUAAAAGAGAAUAAUUUUCCGAGGAGCGUUGUUAAAUAAAUGUGUAGCAGUUAAUUGGAUGCUCACGUCAGUUGUCUAUUGUGAAAAAAUAAUAACUGUUUUGUGGCAAUUAAUGCGACAAUUUCCAAAUUGCCCUAUGCUGUGCUCUGUCUUUGAUUUCUAAUUGUAAGUGAAAUUAAGUAUUCCAGAACAAAGUACAAUGUAACAUACAUGAAAAUGUUUCCAAGGAAACAUUUUAUAAUUAAAAAUUGCAUUUAAUUUUAACACUAUUUCUCAGCCAAUUUAAUUAGUUCCAUAAA
Suncus etruscus (white-toothed pygmy shrew) is the source of this 3655-nucleotide messenger RNA. RefSeq names its product dihydropyrimidine dehydrogenase (gene DPYD). Gene Ontology annotation, molecular function: uracil binding; iron-sulfur cluster binding; NADP binding. The coding region runs from base 74 to 3151 and encodes 1025 amino acids. The transcript is spliced from 23 exons. The record is from RefSeq and is a predicted model, not a curated record. Lineage: Eukaryota; Metazoa; Chordata; Mammalia; Eulipotyphla; Soricidae. Gene Ontology annotation, biological process: thymine catabolic process; uracil catabolic process. Gene Ontology annotation, cellular component: cytoplasm; cytosol.